AUGGCCAAGAAGAAGAAGCCAGCCGGCAACCCUGCACGUGGCUUUGCCACCACUUCUAUUGCCAGCAAGCCCAAAGUCGAAAAAGAGAAACCUGCCGUUGAAGCCGCAGUCACAGAAACCGUGCCUACGUCUUCCAAGGAAUAUCCCAGUGUCUCUCUCGCAGCUACCCCAGCUGCCAAGCAAGAGGAGCCUUCUCAGCAGGAAGUUACCCCAGAGGAGCUAGAGGCUCAGCUCGAGCGCGAUGAACUGCAGCUGCUUGUCGAGAAGCACGCCGCCAAGGUGCGGCGAGAGUCUCGGCGGCAAGUUACCAAGUUUGAGACAGACCGAAGAGUUCUUCGUGCACAGUCUCAUCAUAUGGUUGUCCAUGAGUGGCUUCCGAACGAAGUUUUGGAAACUAUCAUAUCGCUAGCCCAGACCGAAUCCAAUGACUCGAAUCGCAGGCAGGGACAACAGCAGUCUUUGCUCAAGGUGAUGUCCGAAGAGGAUGCAAUGUCGAAGCUAUGGACUCUCAACUUGACCUUGCGCGAUCUAGGCUUCUCUCAUGAGCAGAUCGAGCCGGUUUUGAGAUGGAUAUGCUCAGAUGCCGGCGGCAUUGAUGUUGCAUCGCCCGUCUGGGGCCUCCAAGAAGCGCUAGAAUGGCUUGCACUGGAUCAAUGCGAAGGGCAUUCUUUUUCUUAUGAUGAACCAAAGCCAAAGCAGUCCGCUAUUUCCACUCCAGACAUAUCACGCCCUGCUUCACCCCUUCCGGAAACUCAAGCAGCGAAUACAACCUCUACCAAUGGGUUAGAUAAAGCGCCAAGUAAAGCGCCAACACCAGAUGGUCCGACACCAGCGAAACCAGAUUACGAUGAUGUUCAGGUCAGCGACAUCGACAGCGACAUCGACUUAGACGAACUCGUGCCGACCUACCUGAGGAUCAAGGGCAAGCUUUACGAGAUUGAUCCUGAGCUUGUUGAGGUCAAUCCACGCAAGAAAGGCUCCAAGGGCAAGAAGGGGACGCCGGCGAAACCGGUGCAAUCGCCCAAAGUGCGGAAACUACUAUCUCAGCUGCAACAACUCGAAUCUGAUACUCUUUUUGAUGAUCGCGAAGCAAGCGCACGAUGGCCCGCGAGGCGAAACGAAAUUGCUCUACAGCAGGCUGCAAAGAGACAGCAAGAGCUGUCUCAAACAAGCACACCAAAUGGCCAAAAAGAAGAGACUACGCCAGCCGCUCCUGCUCCCAAAGUGGAAGCACCCUCAUCAAUCAAUGGCGGAGAUGCCGACGACAUCAUGGCUGAGGCAGAUAUGCUAGGCGAUAUGUUCUCUGCGAUCCCCGAUGAGCCAGUAGCCAACAACACUCCGACUGAAGCUAUUGAAGCCGGUAACAUAACACUACGAGACUUUGGAAAACAGGCCGGCAUAAGUCCCCGACGUUGCCUCGAAGAAGCAGUGCGCUCGAGAGAUCCGGGGGCGCGAGUUGCAUACAAACUGAUUUCGCCAACUACAUAUCGAUGCCGUCACUCAGUGACAAUCACGUGGUCCAAGGAGCUGGAGGUCGAAUACGAUACUGACAUAACCGGUGUCAACAGCUUAUUGAGAGGCAUCCAGGCUGCUUUUGAAGCUACCACAGUUGCCGCGAUCAGUACCGAUCAGAGUGAAGGCUUCAUCUCUACUGCUGCCUUGUUCUCAAUUUCUGCUGCAUCGACCAAGGAAGAGAAGGUAUACCUUCGCCUCCCUCCGAACUGGAGAGAUGUGUACCGCGAACUCCUCGAACAUCGCAAGGACCGCAUUGACGCAGAUGACCGUGAAGCUAUCAAAUACUAUCGAUCUAUUGUCCAGGACCAAAUAGAAACCGAAGAGUCUGACGGCGUUGUUCUUACCAACAGAUGGAAGUCUCGCAACCAGGGUGGAACAAGUUCCAGCCCUUCCAAUUCAGGUUACAGUACUCCUGUUGCUGAAAACCAGAGCUUCCGCAGUCUUUGGUCACAAAAAGCAGCAACGCCAUCGUAUCAACACAUGCUCGUCGGCAGAAUGAACCUUCCAGUGUACGGGUAUAGGGACUCCAUUUUAUCGACCAUCGACAAGGCCCAAGUCACAAUCAUCUGUGGCGAGACAGGUUGCGGAAAGAGCACGCAGAUCCCGUCCUUCAUCCUGGAGCACCAGCUUUCCCAAGGUAAAGCCUGCAAAGUUUACUGUACGGAGCCGAGGCGAAUCUCAGCCAUCUCGCUCGCACAACGUGUCAGUGAGGAGCUUGGAGAGGGUCCGAAGGACCUUGGAUCAAUGCGAUCUCUUGUUGGAUAUGCUAUCCGGCUUGAGUCAAAAACGUCUGCUCAGACAAGGCUCGUCUACGCCACUGUUGGAGUUGUGUUACGCAUGCUGGAAGGACCUAAAGGCCUCGGUGAAAUUACGCAUCUUGUCAUUGAUGAGGUUCACGAACGCAGUAUUGAUACCGACUUUCUCCUCAUCAUCCUUCGAACACUUAUGGACCGUCGCCCCGAGCUCAAGGUUAUUCUUAUGAGUGCGACCGUAGAUGCAGCUCGCUUUUCAAGAUAUCUCAACGAUGCCCCCAUUCUGAACGUCCCUGGACGAACGUUUCCAGUCCAAACACAAUACCUGGAAGACGCCAUUGAAUUGACACACUAUGCAGGCUCCGCUGAAGAUACUCGGAAGAAUGGCAACGCCAGCGGCGACGAUGACGACGAGAUCACGUCCGAGAAGUCUGGUAUCCCCAGCAAACUUCCUGGAUACAGCGCAGCUACCCGCAAUGUGCUUUCAACCUACGACGAAUACGCUAUUGACUAUGACCUAAUCGUACGGCUGAUCGAGUCUGUAGCGUACGAUCCACAGCUCAGCCGAUACAGCAAGGCUGUUCUUGUCUUCCUUCCCGGUAUCGCUGAAAUCCGGCAACUCAACGACAUGCUUACUGGCCAUCAAUCAUUCGGAUCGAACUGGCUGAUCUAUCCACUUCACUCUACAAUAUCGAGCGAAGAUCAACAGGCUGCCUUCCAGCUCCCGCCGCCCGGUGUACGAAAGAUUGUAAUUGCGACCAAUAUUGCAGAAACUGGGGUGACCAUUCCAGACAUCACGUGUGUCAUCGACACUGGCAAACACAAGGAAAUGCGGUUCGACGAACGUCGUCAACUAUCACGUCUGACACAAUCCUUCAUUGCGCGCGCAAACGCAAAGCAGCGACGCGGUCGUGCUGGUCGUGUGCAGGAAGGACUGUGCUUCCACCUAUUUACAAAGUAUCGCCACGACAAUCUCAUGAUGGACCAACAAACGCCUGAAAUGCUACGACUAUCAUUGCAGGAUCUUGUCAUGCGUACUAAGAUAUGUAAGCUUGGCGAUAUUGAGACUACGUUGUCAGAAGCUCUGGACCCACCUUCUUCUAAGAACAUCCGGCGAGCUAUCGAUGCGCUGAUAGAGGUUGAUGCACUCACAUCGAGUGAAGAACUUACUCCUCUCGGUCGUCAGAUUGCAAAGCUGCCUCUGGAUGCACAUCUUGGCAAGUUGGUGCUGCUUGCUAGUAUGUUCGGCUGUGUGGAUGUCGCCAUCACAAUUGCCGCGAUCCUGUCGUCCAAGUCGCCUUUCCUCACACCAUUCGGCGCAAAACAACGCGCUGACAUAGCACGCCUCUCCUUCAAGACCGGCGACUCAGACCUCCUCACUACCUACAACGCCUACAAUGCCUGGCGUUCAGUCUGCACUACGGCCGGUCGCUCGGAGAUGCAAUUUUGCCACAAAAACUUCCUAUCACCUCAAAACCUUGGCAAUAUAGAGGAUCUCAAAGCACAGCUCCUCUCCUCCCUUGUCGACACAGGCUUCGUCCAGAUGAGUCCCGACGAGCGCCGCAUACUGAGCCGCUACCGCUCGACAACAAGGCACCGCACCUUCGUCGUCGUGCCCGCACAAUACGACACACACUCCUCCAACGACCUCCUCGUCAACUCCGUCAUCGCAACAGCCUUCUACCCUAAGCUGCUCACCCGCGAAGGCAAAGGCUGGCGCAACAUCAGCAACAACCAGACCGUCAGCCUGGCCCCCACAAGCGUCAACAAGGGCACCAACACCGCCAAAUUCCUGUCCUACUACCACAUCAUGCAGUCGAGCAACAAAUUCUACAACGCACACUCGACCUCAAUCGCGCAUCCGCUGCCCAUGGUGCUCAUGGUCGCCGCCGAUAUGGACUUCAAGCUGCACGCCGGCGUGGUCAGUUUCCCGGGCAACGCGGUGCGGUUCGCGGUGCGCGAGUGGCGGGCCGCUGUCGCGCUCAAGGUGCUGCGGCGCAGGGUCAAGGAGAUUCUGGCUGCAAGCUGGAAGAAUCCAGGCAGAGUGUUAGGGGAGCGGGAGAGGGAAUGGUUGGGAAUUUUCGAGAGGGUGUUUGAAGAGCGGUGGGAGAAGGAUGAGAGGAUUCGUGAGAGGGCGGGGGGAAAGGCGAAGUGA
Boeremia exigua is the source of this 4422-nucleotide messenger RNA. Its product is annotated as P-loop containing nucleoside triphosphate hydrolase protein. NCBI's taxonomy places the organism in Eukaryota, Fungi, Ascomycota, Dothideomycetes, Pleosporales, Didymellaceae. The coding region runs from base 1 to 4422 and encodes 1473 amino acids. Gene Ontology annotation, molecular function: RNA binding; ATP binding. Gene Ontology annotation, cellular component: intracellular anatomical structure. The record is from RefSeq and is a predicted model, not a curated record. The transcript is spliced from 3 exons.